AUGGCCCCAAUCUCCAUCAAUCCAGGCAAGAAACCCUCCCGCCCCGAGGAGUCCUUCACCCAAAUGGCCGACAAAGACCUCGAAUCGAUCGGCCGGCACUGCGAAUUCGAGUACUGCAACCAACUCGACUUCCUCCCCUUCCGCUGCGAAUCCUGCCGAAGUACAUUCUGUCUGGACCACCGCACCGAAACCGCGCACCGCUGCGCGCAAGCCGGCGCAUGGGCCCGCCGACGCACCCCGGCGCAACUAUCCUCCACCACCACCAGCAGCAGCACCAGCAGCACCCAAAAACCCACCAUCUACAACUCCGACCAAUGCGCCCACCUCAGCUGCAAAACCCUCAUCAACACCCUCACCGACCCGGCCGUGCGCUGCCCCACCUGCACAAGAGAAUACUGCCUCAAGCACCGCCUCCGCGAGGAACACGACUGCGCCCCGCUUGCCCCGCUCCCGGGCAGCGCAGGCGCAGGCGCAGGCGCAACCCCCAACGCGAACGAAACCAUCCGCUCCAUGUUCGCCCGCGUGCGCACAUGGGGGAAAGACAAAUCCCACGCGCUGACGCCGAAACCGAAGCCGGAUUCCCCCGCGGCGCGCGCGCUGCAGGUGAACGCCCUGAAGAAGUCCGCCAAGGGCGACGCGGCCGUGCCCGCGGACAAGCGGCUCUAUGUGCAUGUGGUUGGGACGUCGGACACGCACGGUGCGCAGCCGCCUGCGGGGGACUUCUGGUUCGAUUCGCGGUGGAGGGUUGGGAGGGUGUUGGAUGAUGCGGCGAAGCGGCUUAGGGUGGAGAAUGUGAAUAAUCGCGCGGGCGAGGAGGCACGGUUGCGCUUGUUUCAUGUGGAGUCCGGGGAGUUUUUGGAGUUUUCGGAUGUGAUUGGGGCCGGGAAGGUGGAGGUGCAUUCGGGGCAUACGAUUGUGUUGUUGAGGGGGGCUGGGGUGAUGUUGGGGAAGUGAUUUUCUUUUCUCUCUCUCUCUCUCUCUCUUUUCUUUUUCUUUUUCUUCUCACGACGAGGUACUUGGUCUACGCUCCUGUUGGGUUGGAUAAUCUUGGGUCAUCUUGCAAUAAAUAAUUGCAUAGCAUGCAUGC
Messenger RNA from Aspergillus ochraceoroseus IBT 24754, 1087 nucleotides. RefSeq names its product AN1-type zinc finger protein. Gene Ontology annotation, molecular function: zinc ion binding. Bases 1 to 954 code for a protein of 317 amino acids. NCBI's taxonomy places the organism in Eukaryota, Fungi, Ascomycota, Eurotiomycetes, Eurotiales, Aspergillaceae. Gene Ontology annotation, cellular component: cytoplasm. The transcript has a single exon. The record is from RefSeq and is a predicted model, not a curated record.